This is a messenger RNA of Hibiscus syriacus, 1894 nucleotides long. RefSeq names its product heterogeneous nuclear ribonucleoprotein Q-like. The record is from RefSeq and is a predicted model, not a curated record. Gene Ontology annotation, cellular component: nucleus. The coding region runs from base 123 to 1352 and encodes 409 amino acids. NCBI's taxonomy places the organism in Eukaryota, Viridiplantae, Streptophyta, Magnoliopsida, Malvales, Malvaceae. Gene Ontology annotation, molecular function: mRNA binding. The transcript has 8 exons.
UCAAGACUCAAAAUUAGGGUUUCCCCUAACAAAAUCCCUCGGCAUUCUUUGCUAGAUUUCCCUCCAAUUCUUCAAAUUUUCGAGCUCGUUGCCUUGCAAGCUUGGUUUAUUAGAUACAUAAAAUGCCAAGGACAAGGGAAGAGAUUGAAGAACAGGUGGACCUUGAUGGAGACAAUGACCCUGAAGAGACUAUAGAGGAAGAGGUUGAGUAUGAAGAAAUAGAGGAAGAAGAGGAAGUGGAAGUUGAGGAAGAGGUGGAAGAGGAGGUGGAAGAAGAGGAUGAGGAUGCUGAUUUGCAAAAUCGCUCUGAUGCUAAUGAAGAUAUGAAUGAUUUUGAGACACAAGAAGAAAGGAAAAAGAAACAUGCAGAGCUUCUUGCACUUCCUCCUCAUGGGUCAGAGGUUUACCUUGGUGGCAUUUCUCAUGAUGCUUCUGACGAGGACUUGAGGCGAUUUUGUGAAUCUAUAGGAGAAGUUGUAGAGGUUAGGAUAAUGAAGGAGAAAGAUUCAGGGGAGGCCAAGGGUUAUGCUUUUGUGACCUUCAGAUCCAAAGAGUUGGCUUCCAAAGCUAUUGAAAACCUGAAUGGUUCUGAUUUCAAGGGGAAGAAGAUAAAAUGUUCAACAUCUCAAGCUAAGAAUAAGUUGUUUAUUGGUAAUGUUCCCAGAAACUGGGGGGAGGAAGAUAUGAAGAAGGUUGUAACAGAUGUUGGUCCUGGAGUCAAUUGUAUUGAGUUGUUGAAGGAUCCAAUGAAUCCUGGACGAAACCGUGGAUUUGUUUUUAUAGAGUAUUAUAAUCAUGCAUGUGCUGAAUACUCGAGACAGAAAAUGUUGAAGCCAACAUUUAAGCUUGAUGAUAACGCGCCAACUGUGAGUUGGGCAGACCCAAGAAAUGCAGAAUCUUUUGCUACUACUCAGGUUAAGGCUUUGUAUGUUAAGAAUUUACCAAAAGAUAUAACUCAGGAUCGCCUAAAGAAGCUAUUUGAACAUCAUGGAAAGAUUACGAAAGUUGUAGUUCCACCAGCAAAAGUUGGAAAGGAGAACAGCAGAUAUGGUUUUGUGCAUUUUGCAGAGAGGUCCUGUGCUAUGAAAGCAUUGAAGAACACUGAAAAAUACGAGAUUGAUGGUCAAGUAUUGGAGUGCUCUCUUGCAAAACCACAAGCAGAUCAGCAGUCUGGAGGAUCUGGCUCCCAGAAGUCACCCUUAGAUUCAAGCUUCCCACCUUUUCUAGGAUAUGGUUUAGCUGGGGGAGCAUAUGGUGGUCUUGGAACAGGAUUUGGCCCUGCAGGUUUUGGACAGGUAGAGGGUGGCUUCCUGGUUCUCGGCAAAGAACUCAAAUUUCCCUAUACUUCUUGAUUGCCUUGUGGGAGACUUAACCUUGGCUGAUUUGCACUGUUCUCCAUCAAAGAAUGGUUCGCCUAAGCCACAGUGGUGUCCCCCCCUCUGGGAUUUUUUAAAGUGAAUGUGAAUGGGGCUGUAAGUUUUGACUGGAGGUGCAGUGGUAUUGGCGGUGUGCUCAGGGAUGCUGAAAAUAAGAGGUUGGGGUAUUUCUCGAGAGCGGCUUAAAGCAAUUCAAGCUGGUUUAGGUUUGUUUUUGAAUUCGGUGUGGAGUGAUAAGGGUAGUCUUAUUUUAGAAAGUGAUUCUUCUAUUGCUUUGAAGUGGAUUAACAAUCCGGAGACAUGUCCGGUUGCGUAUGUUCAUUUGGUUAAAGACAUUGCCAAGAGAGUGUUGGAGUUCAAUGUGAUUACUAGGCAUGUUAAGAGAUGUAUUAAUUGGGAAGCAUAUAGUUUAGCUAAGUCGAGCAUAGGCUAGUGUGAGGUGAGGUGGGUGAAUGUUUUGGGUGUUUUAAUGGGGAACUUUUGUUCUGAAUCUGGUCUUUUCUUGGAUGUACUCCUAU